Messenger RNA from Gossypium arboreum, 1280 nucleotides. RefSeq names its product B3 domain-containing protein At3g19184-like. Lineage: Eukaryota; Viridiplantae; Streptophyta; Magnoliopsida; Malvales; Malvaceae. Gene Ontology annotation, molecular function: DNA binding. The transcript is spliced from 7 exons. The record is from RefSeq and is a predicted model, not a curated record. The coding region runs from base 275 to 1105 and encodes 276 amino acids.
UUCCAAAAUCGCGGUAAUAGAAAUAGUAAUUUGAAAUUCAAAACUCUUGGACGUAAACAGCUAUAAUAGUGAGUGCGGCGCGGCGCACUUCUCUUUCACUCUUUGUUUUUUCCUCUUCUGCGACAGUGUGCUGUCUCUCAUUUUCUUCUGUUUCGUUUCUAGGGCAAAAGUCAAAAACCUCAAGCCACCUCUUUUUUUUUUUCCCCAGUUUUUCUUUUGCAAAACUCAAAUAAGAAGACCCUUUGUCUGUCAUUUCUGUUUGGUUUCCUAGAAAAUGGCGGAAUCAGAGUUAAGCUAUGAAGAAAUGCGUAAAAGGAGAUUGGAAGAGAACAAGAAGAGGAUGGAAGAACUGAAUCUCAAAGGCCUCUCGCAGGCUUUGAAGAGCAAGAGCGUCAAGUCAUCUCCGGCAAAGCCCCGAACACCUCGGAAACAGGUGGAGUUGACGGCAGUGAGACGGUCUAGUCGUGUUGCUGACAAACCCAAACCGGACUACAAAGACGUUCCUCUUGAACCUUUUGAGAGACUCAGAAGGGGGUACAACCGAGGCCACAGCCACAGAGAUCUAUUUAAUCGAGUUUAUGCUUCGGCUGAAGAAAGAGCUUAUGCAAUUGAAAGAGCAGAACACCUUGAAUCUACAUUAGAUUCUGAGUACCCAAGUUUUGUGAAGCCCAUGCUUCAAUCACAUGUAACUGGAGGGUUUUGGCUAGGCUUACCGAACCAGUUUUGCAAGAAAAACUUGCCUCAUCAUGACGUGAUGGUAACUUUGGUGGAUGAGGAAGGAGAGGAGUUUGUAACCAAAUACCUUGCAGACAAAACAGGUCUUAGUGGUGGUUGGAGAGGAUUUUCAAUUGACCAUAAUCUUGUUGAUGGGGAUGCUUUAGUAUUCCAGGUAGUAGCUCCUACAGAGUUUAAGGUGUAUAUUAUCAGGGCAUACGAGUCAGACGACAAUGGAGGUGGAGAGGAUGAAAAAGGAGGAGAAGAUGGAAGGGAAGAAGAAAAAAGAGAAGAUGAAAAAGAAGAAAAAAGAAAGGAUGGUGACAAAGAGGCAGAUGUUGAGCCAGAUGUCCAAAACAGAAGAUCUAAACGAAUCCGUGCAAGGAAGUAGUAGAUCUUCUCCAGCCAAGCCAUGAGACAGUACUGAUAUCUUUUGUUUUCAGUUAAAAAAGAAUAUGCAGACAUUUAGCUGAUGAUUUUGUAUGGUAUUUGCUACCUAAGGGUGAUAAAAAAAUAUAAGAUUAUCAUCUUACCAUUAGCAAUGCAAUUAACAGUAAUUGUCUAAA